AUGUCUGCUCGGCCGCAGGUGGGCAUCGAAAGACUCCCAGCACGUCGCAUGAGCAACGAGCCGCGAGAAUCGAUGAAUUGCAAGAGCUAUGCCGUUCCUAAGAAGCGAGGACCGAAGACAGAUGUCCUGGAGGCUUUGCUGAAGAGGGUGGAUGGCUUGGAGAAGAGGUUGAAAGAUGAGAAGAAGUCCACCUCUCCCGGUAAGAACGAGGGUGGCCAUGACUCUGCCGAGGAGCAAGAGAGCCCCAACAGUGACUCGAGAGAAGUCAAACGACCUCAACUUGACACAGCAAACAUUCCAAACGAAUCUGCAGUCUAUUCCCCCACCCCAACCAGGUAUACCGCGCAUCCGAAUGGAUAUCACGCGGCCGUGCGACUCAGCGAAGACUAUGCAGUCCGCUCACGGUCAGAGCUGGACAUCGAUGAUCCCUCUAUUGAUUGUCUGCAGGCACUGCUGCUUCUCGCAGUCGCGUUUACGGCUGCUGGCAAUGGCAAGAAGGCGCACAUGAUGCUCGCAAGCGGGAUUGGGAUGGCCAUGGCACUCGAGCUACAUCGCGAAUUUGACCUCGAGACUCGGGUGACACCAGUCGAGAAGGAAAUGCGACGGCGAUUAUUCUGGACCUGCUACCUCAUGGAUAGGUUCAUGGCAUGCGGAUCUAACCGACCUUCACUGAUCGCCGACAAAUGCAUCCUGUUACGACUUCCGUCAUGGACCCCCAGACCAGCAGCCCUACCUGUUGAAGGGGAGUUCUUCCAGAAUGGAUCGAAUCUCCAGUAUCAUUCUGGCUCCGGGAAGAAGAGCCAGGGGAGCAGUGGCAUGCUGAUUGACAUUGUCCGCAUCCUCGGAAUCACGAAUCGCUAUCUCGCAGCUGGCGGCGUCAAGGGCGACAGCCACUUCCCCUGGCACUCACUAUCUAACCUGUCGAAGAUCCGGCAGGAUCUGGACGUCUGGGCGUCGGGCACACAAGAUGUCUUCGCCUCUAUUGAUACGCUGUUCGGGCAAGCCGACAGCACGACGCUGGUCCUCGGCAAGCUCAUCUACCACCUCAUCCAUUGCCUUAUAUACCGGCCCUUCCUCCCGAUCGACCUCGCCGAGCUCGCCGGAACAGGCCAACAUCAGUCGUGGCAGAUUGAAGCCACGAAUCUGUGUUUCCUGCACGCUAACGCCAUUGCCGAGUUGGUCGAGUUGGGCAAGCAGUCUGUGGCCAUCGAAUGGCCUGCGUUUGUGGGAUACUGUAUCUGCACCGCAGGAACCGUACAUGUCCACGGCAGCCACUACACCGGCGGCCGGGAGGGCGAGGUGUUUUCUGCGUCCGCCGACUUUCUCUCGCGGGAGAUGCAGCAGCUCUCGGAGCUGCGCUACGCCUGGUCCUUGGUGCAGCACCAGCGCGACACGCUGCAGACCAUCUACGCCUGCCACUCGGAGCUCGCGCAGUCGCUGGCUGCCGGCAACAGCUCCUCUCGCUACAGCCCCGUCCUGUUCCACCUCGAGGACUUCUUCGAUCGCUACGCCGCCGUUGGCCUGGGCCGCGCCUCCUUCGACGGUGCCCACGUCUCCUUCGCCGACGUGCUCCUCGCGUCCCUCUCGCAAGAGCGCUACACUGGCCACGACCUCUACCACCACCCCAGCCGCGGCAGCAACGCCUCCAUGAGCUCCAGAAUGGAGCAGCAGCAGCAGCAGCAGCAGCACCACCCAUCCCAGCUACCCUCCUCCAAAGACAAGCCGUCCGCCUCGCGCAAGAAACGCCUUGACCUCAAGCUCCUCGCGCAGCACCGCCCUUCUUCUAGCUCCCACCCGGACCCACCACUCUCGGCAUCAACAGCAACACUCGUCCUCUCCUCGCCUAUCGACAACAAUAACAACAACACCACGACCACCUUAAGCGCCACCACCCACCAGAACCUCGCCGAUAUGGCCCAUGACCCAAUACCCCCCCAACCGCCCUUCUCCCCCCCUCCUCCUCUCCCGCAUACCUUUCCAUCUCUGCAUUCCAACCACCACAACCACCACCACCAAAACCAACAACACCACACCAACCCCCACAACCACCAACAACAGCAGCAGCAGCAGCAGCAGCAAGACCCCACAAGCUACGACCCCAUGUUCGGCCUCUCCCCCCGCCUACCCUUCACCUACCCCCCUUACCUCAUCCAUACCCACAACAUCAACAACAUCAACAACGGCCACAACACCAACGCAGACCUCACCACCACCUCGCCCAGCGCCAGCACGGGCACGGACGAGCGGGAAGAUCCCUUCUUGAACUUGCUGGAGCAGCUGGCUGAGAACGAGAACGAGCUCGAACUGGAACUGGACCUUGAGCGUGACUAUGUGAACAUGGAUGUGAACAUGGAUGUGGAAAUGGGAAUGGGAAUGGGAAUGGGAACGGGAAUGGAUGUGAACAUGGAUGUGAUAUAA
This is a messenger RNA of Drepanopeziza brunnea f. sp. 'multigermtubi' MB_m1, 2418 nucleotides long. Lineage: Eukaryota; Fungi; Ascomycota; Leotiomycetes; Helotiales; Drepanopezizaceae. The record is from RefSeq and is a predicted model, not a curated record.